AGAAGGGGUUGAGGAGCAGCGCGGCGGCGGCAGCAGCAGGAGUAGCGCCAGCCGCCAUCGUCGCCGUCGAAGGUCUACCGAGCUGGGGAGCGAAUGGCUGGCGCUGACUGCGGCUAGAAGCAAAGAAUGGGAGGGUCCUUUUGGCUCUGGGCUGGAAUUUCAUCUGAGUGAUUGACCGUCUUCCUUCUGCGAUUGCACUGUCCCAAAGCCAAGGAAAAAAAAAUCCUUUUGCACCAUUCAGCUGCAUUAGAAAACUAGCUCCUCCUCCUGCCCUUUGCAUAUGGAUUUAUCUCCAGCUUUUGAAUGAUUCAAUUAAAGACUCAAAUACUAAUUUCUUACGGAGGAAAAAUAAUUGAAAAGGGACGCUUGAAUUUAGUCACGAGGGAUACAAAUUCCUUUCAGAUAUUAAAUGGUCAAAAAGUGGUAAUUAGGAGUAUUUAAUAUAGGAGAUUUAUAUGGCAUUUGGACUUCCUUUUGGAUUUUGUAUGGAGUUUUUUCAAUUCUCGCAACUUAGUGGCCUUUCUGUUGCAAAAGUGGAAACUCGUCAUCAUCUGCUUUAGUAGACCAAAAACUGACUGUUUAAAGAGAUUAAAAGGAAAGUUCUGAUCUGGGUGAGACAUGGCUGAAAACUGGAAGAACUGUUUUGAAGAGGAGCUUAUAUGUCCUAUCUGUCUGCAUGUCUUUGUGGAACCUGUCCAACUUCCUUGUAAGCACAAUUUUUGUAGGGGAUGCAUAGGAGAGGCUUGGGCCAAAGAGUCGGGGCUAGUGCGUUGCCCUGAGUGUAAUCAGGCCUACAACCAGAAGCCCAACCUUGAAAAGAACUUAAAAUUGACCAACAUUGUGGAGAAAUUCAACUCUCUUAAUUUGGAAAAGACUCCCUCUGUCUUACACUGUGUCUUCUGCCGCCGUGGGCCACCUUUGCCUGCACAGAAGAUCUGUCUAAGGUGUGAAGCUCCAUGCUGCCAAUCCCACGUUCAGACACACCUGCAACAGCCCUCUACAGCACGUGGACACCUCCUGGUGGAGGCGGAUGACGUCAGGGCUUGGAGUUGCCCCCAGCACAAUGCUUACCGACUGUAUCAUUGCGAAGCUGAACAGGUUGCUGUUUGCCAGUUCUGUUGCUACUACAGUGGUGCACACCAAGGGCACUCAGUAUGUGACGUGGAGAUCCGACGCAAUGAGAUCAGGAAGAUGCUGGUGAAGCAGCAGGACCGUCUGGAAGAGCGUGAACAAGACAUUGAGGAGCAGCUGUACAAGUUGGAAUCGGACAAGCGCCUGGUUGAAGAGAAGGUGAGCCAGCUGAAGGAUGAGGUGCGCCUACAGUAUGAGAAGAUGCAUCAGAUACUUGAUGAGGACCUGCGCAAAACAAUGGAGAUCCUUGACAAAGCCCAAGCCAAAUUCUGCAAUGACAAUGCUGCCCAGGUGCUGCAUUUGAGCGAACGCAUGCAGGAGGCUAAGAAACUGCUAAGCUCUGUUCAGGUCAUGUAUGACAAGACAGAAGACAUCAACUUCAUGAAGAAUACAAAGUCAGUGAAGAUCUUGAUGGAUAGGACUCAGAACUGCACAGGAGGCAGCCUGCCCCCUCCUAAGAUUGGCCACCUCAAUUCCAAGCUCUUCCUGAAUGAGAUUGCCAAGAAGGAAAAACAGUUGCGGAAGCUCCUGGAAGGUCCUUUCAGUACCCCUGUGCCAUUCCUGCAGAGCAUCCCUAUGUAUCCCUGCAGCGUCAGUAACUCAGGAGCGGAGAAACGCAAGCACUCCACAGCUUUUCCAGAAGCCAGUUUCUUGGAGCCAUCCUCGGGACCUGUUGCCAACCAGUACGUCAGCCAGGGGGCUUCGGCUGGUGAAGGCCAGUCUGCACAACCCAUGGUGCCUUGUAGCUCCACGCAGCACAUAGUAGGACUCUCCAGUGGCCCCCAACCAGUUCACUCCAGCUCCAUGUUCAACCCUUCUCACUAUCCCAACAGCACAUCAUCUCAGCAGUCUGUGCUGUCCCAAUAUGGUGGGCGCAAAAUUCUUGUCUGUUCAGUGGACAACUGUUACUGUUCCUCAGUAUCCAAUCACAGUGGGCAUCAGCCCUACCCACGAUCCGGCCACUUUCCAUGGACAGUGUCAUCACAGGAAUAUUCCCACCCACUCCCACCUGCUCCAUCUGUACCUCAGUCGCUUCCAGGAUUGGCAGUGAGAGAAUGGAUUGAUGCAUCUCAGCAACAUGGACGCCAGGAUUUCUAUAGAGUUUAUGGUCAGCCUUCCACCAAACACUAUGUCACCAGUUAACCAUCUGGUUUUGGUAGAAUCCUGUUGAUUUUUGAAUUUUUUUAAUCUAGUUUUUGUUGUUAUUUUAAAUCAAAUCCAUUUCCAUCUAUCCCUACCACAUGCCAGAUUCAGAGUGGGGCAUUGUUGUCAUCUCUUAUUUCUAAUUUAAUUCUUUAAAAUUCCUUUCUUUCUAUCAGGUUGGGGAUGGGAACUGUGGGAAAAAAUUAACAAGAAUUUCAAUCAAGUAUUUGCUUUGGAUCAUGUGACAUUGCUACUUUCCUACGGGGAAAACUUAAAGGGACAGAUGAUCCUUUUUAUUUCAGAGUCUGGGCUCUUUGGUUUUCCUUUUAAUUAUUUUCUCCUUCCCAUUUUUAAGACAAAUUUCUAUCAUUGAUUCAUUAAGAAAUGACACUUGUAGAGGUUUUUUUUUUAAGGCUGAUUUUUUUUGUGUGUUAAAAGGCCACGUAUCGUACAUAUUGGCAUUUUUUUCUUCUUUCAGAGAUUUGUAAAUACACAAUGGCAGGAAAUGAAAUGCACAAAAAAGGGAAAAGAAACUUAAAAAAAAAUAAAAAUCUGUUUUAGUUUCCAGGAGGGAAGUGUGUGCCUAAGUACACACAUGGUUUCCUGUGUUUUGUUGAUGCAACUUCCUCUAACAAGCACUUUGUAUUAAAAAAAAUGGACUUCCUGUUAUAAGAUGCAGGUAUUUAUUCUGUAACCAAUUUUAGAACACACACACACAAAAUAUUCAAAUAAAUGUGAUCACUUAGUGCAAUGCCUUGUUCUGGUUUGCCUGUGUGGGCAUUACUUUACCCAGUUAUGUCUGAGAAUAAGGAUAUGUUGAUCAGAAAGCAAAUCUGAUAGCCUUUAAAAAAAAUAGAUCACACUCUUCUUUGUCUAUGCAUGCCCUUGGGAAUAAUUCUAAAUCAGGAAUAUCAAACUCAAUUUCAUUGAGGGCUGCAUCAGGGUUGCAUUUGACCUUGGGGGGGCUGGGGGCGUGGCCGGCUCAAUGUCACUCAUGUCGGGGAUACCUGUGAUGGCCUGGGCAGAGCUGGGGUAAUCCUCCUGCAGCCCU
Pseudonaja textilis is the source of this 3325-nucleotide messenger RNA. The record is from RefSeq and is a predicted model, not a curated record. Lineage: Eukaryota; Metazoa; Chordata; Lepidosauria; Squamata; Elapidae.